AUAAAAACCCUAAUACGUGUAUCUAUCUUCUUCAUUAUCUCUCCGCCUCACUCAUUAGCUUCUCCUCUCCCGUUAGCUCCCACCGUAACACACACCUGAUCCGAUUAUCAGAAGCACAAGCUUGGUAUAUAUUCUCCGAGUCUGAGCUAUGGCUUUGGUGAUGCACUCGUACAAGGGAAACAAAAACUCUGACAAGGCAUUCAUUGCCGCAGAGUUCGCUGGUGUGAAGAUCGAUAUGCCUUCUGGCUUUGAGAUGGGUGUCACCAACAAAACCCCUGAGUUCCUCAAGAUGAACCCUCUCGGAAAGAUUCCUGUUCUUGAGACUCCUGAGGGUCCUAUCUUUGAGAGCAACGCCAUUGCCCGUUACGUAAGCAGAUUGAACGGUGACAACUCCUUGAACGGAUCCUCUCUGAUCGAAUAUGCACAUAUUGAGCAAUGGAUCGAUUUCUCCUCAUUGGAGAUUUAUGGAAACAUCUUCAACUGGUUCGUCCCAAGAAUGGGCUUUAUGCCUUACAGUGUUCCCGGUGAGGAAGCUGCGAUCUCUGCUUUGAAAAGAGGACUUGAGGCUCUGAACACACACCUCGCCUCCAACACUUACCUCGUUGGACACUCUGUCACCCUUGCUGAUAUCAUCACCGUCUGCAACUUGAACCUUGGAUUCUCCACCGUCAUGACCAAGAGCUUCACCUCUGCCUUCCCUCACGUUGAGAGAUACUUCUGGACCUUGAUCAACCAGCCGAACUUCAAGAAGGUGGUGGGUGAUGUCAAACAGACUGAAUCUGUCCCUCCUAUCAAGAAAGCCGGGCAGCCUGCGAAGCCCAAGGAGCAGCCUAAGAAAAAGGAAGCUCCUGCAGCAGAGGCACCUAAGGUUGUCGAAGAAGAAGAAGCGCCAAAGCCUAAAGCAAAGAACCCUCUUGACUUGCUGCCACCGAGCCCAAUGGUUCUUGAUGAGUGGAAGAGGCUUUACUCCAACACCAAAUCUAACUUCCGCGAGGUUGCUAUUAAAGGGUUCUGGGACAUGUAUGACCCUGAGGGAUACUCACUAUGGUUCUGUGACUACAAGUACAACGACGAGAACAUGGUUUCGUUUGUGACCCUCAACAAGGUAGGAGGGUUCCUUCAGCGCAUGGACUUGGCACGUAAGUACGCCUUUGGAAAGAUGCUGAUUUGCGGGUCAGAGGGUCCGUUCAAGGUGAAGGGUUUGUGGUUGUUCCGUGGACCAGAGAUCCCCAAGUUUGUGAUGGACGAGGUUUAUGACAUGGAGCUGUACGAGUGGACUAAGGUUGACAUCUCCGAUGAAGUUCAGAAGGAGCGUGUUAGCCAGAUGAUUGAAGACGCAGAGCCAUUUGAAGGUGAAGCUGUCUUGGACGCCAAGUGCUUCAAGUGAGAAAAGAGAAUUGGUUUGAUUCGAUACUCGAUACUCCAUAGGGCUCUUGCUCAAUGACUUUUGUUUUGAUAUCUUAUGUGUUGCUUAUACUGUUUUUCCAAUUAUUACUUGUUUUUAUUUUGCCUGUGACAUCAAUUUAAUAUGGGGUCGUUAUGUUAUAUGACACGUUUAAAUCAA
Messenger RNA from Brassica oleracea var. oleracea, 1564 nucleotides. RefSeq names its product probable elongation factor 1-gamma 1. Bases 149 to 1387 code for a protein of 412 amino acids. Gene Ontology annotation, biological process: translational elongation. NCBI's taxonomy places the organism in Eukaryota, Viridiplantae, Streptophyta, Magnoliopsida, Brassicales, Brassicaceae. Gene Ontology annotation, molecular function: translation elongation factor activity; glutathione transferase activity. The transcript has 8 exons. The record is from RefSeq and is a predicted model, not a curated record.